AUGCCGGAACAAGAACAAGUAGUAGAGAAGGAGAUUGAGAAGCUGGACCAAGAGAUCACGUUGCGAUUGCAGACGAUAGAUUCGAACUUCAGCUAUUGCUUCAGGAAGAUCACACAGGAUAUCAUCCCUCAUGUGCGUCGCUACUCCGACGUGUGUGAUCGAAUCAUCGAUAACACCGCGGUACUGACGACCUUGUUCCAGGAAUCUGGGAAUUUGACACUGAAUCAUGACUCGAAUGAGGGAGACGACUCCAUUGCAGAGACAGCAACUGCAAAGAAGACAGAUCCGCCUGUGAAAACAACAGCCACUGCGCCUGACACAACAAUGCAAGAGUACCAUACGGCAAACAUAACAUCGACGGGACAGAUUUUACAAUUACCUGACUCCAGUGACGACGAGGACGAGGAUGCGGAUGCAGAGGAUACACACCAGAAUGGCGACGGCAUAACAACAACCGAACCUCAGGACUCGAUCAUGACAGACAACACUCACGACGACAGCACUACACAGAGACAAUCACGCAAACGCAAAGUGUCCUUAUUACUACAACAAGAAUAUGGGUCAAGUUCAAGUGCACUACCUUCCCCUGUAACAAAAUAUAAAAAACACAGCCAUUCCACCACAGACAGUUCCCCGCUGAAACCUCCACAAGCUGCUGAGGACCACCACGACGAUACAAACGAUCUAUUGAACGUCGAUAGUUCCCAAUCCUCUUAA
Maudiozyma barnettii is the source of this 717-nucleotide messenger RNA. RefSeq names its product Ask1p (gene ASK1). Lineage: Eukaryota; Fungi; Ascomycota; Saccharomycetes; Saccharomycetales; Saccharomycetaceae. The transcript has a single exon. The coding region runs from base 1 to 717 and encodes 238 amino acids. Gene Ontology annotation, biological process: attachment of spindle microtubules to kinetochore. Gene Ontology annotation, cellular component: DASH complex; mitotic spindle; mitotic spindle pole body. The record is from RefSeq and is a predicted model, not a curated record.